Molecule: messenger RNA, 900 nt
Organism: Solanum tuberosum (potato)
Lineage: Eukaryota; Viridiplantae; Streptophyta; Magnoliopsida; Solanales; Solanaceae
Exons: 3
Coding region: 1-900 (299 amino acids)
Source: RefSeq, a predicted model, not a curated record
AUGACUUCUCCAGAUAUCCAAAAGGAUAUUGUAAAUUCUUGUGCAAAAGAAACAGUGAAAGCAAUUAUUGAAGACUUGAAUGGGGAUUACUUUGGAAUAUUGGUUGAUGAAUCUAAGGAUGUUUCUCAUAAGGAACAAAUGUCCCUUGUUCUGCGGUAUGUCAACAAAAAAGGAAGUGGAUUAAACCAGGAACUCGGACUUCAAAAACCAGGUGAUACUAGGUGGAGAUCUCAUUUUAAGACAGUACAUAACUUCAUUUCCUUAUUCUCAUCAAUUGUCUAUGUACUUGAAGUUCUUGAAAAUGAGGGGAUUUUGGAAAUUACAUAUGAUUUGAAUAUGGCUCUGCAACAAAAAGAUCAAGAUAUUGUUACUGCCAUGAAGCUUGUCGAUCUUGCAAAGAAACAAUUGCAAUCGAUGAGGGAAUCUAAAUGGAAUUAUUUGGUAGAAGAUAUAUGCCUAUUUUGUGAACAGAAUGAUAUUAUGAUCCCUAAAAUGGAUGAGAAAUAUGGUCUUGGAAAGUCGAAGCGUAAAAGUUCAAGUGUUACAUAUUCUCAUCAUUUGUGUGUGGAAGUUUUUUAUGCUGUUAUAGAUUUGCAGCUUUUAGAGCUUAACAAUAGCUUUAAUGUAGUGAGUAUUGAUAUACUUCUAGGAAUGGAUAGUUUGAGUCCCGAGAAUUCCUUUAUAAAUUAUGAUAAAAAGAUCAUGAAGCUUGCAACGUAUUAUCCAAAUGAAUUUGAUGCUUCCAAGAUUGAAGAGAUUAGUUUUGAUCUAGACACUUAUAUUUACUAUGUAAGUAAAGUGGACAACGCUUUCUCAAAUUUGAAAGGGCUUGGAGAUCUUUCGAUGGCAUUGGUAAAAACAAAUAUGCACAAGACACGGGGACUUGUUUAUUUGCUUUAA